Messenger RNA from Cyprinodon tularosa, 2370 nucleotides. Its product is annotated as meiotic recombination protein REC8 homolog. Gene Ontology annotation, cellular component: cohesin complex; synaptonemal complex. The record is from RefSeq and is a predicted model, not a curated record. The coding region runs from base 250 to 1959 and encodes 569 amino acids. Gene Ontology annotation, biological process: replication-born double-strand break repair via sister chromatid exchange; mitotic sister chromatid cohesion; synaptonemal complex assembly. The transcript is spliced from 17 exons. Lineage: Eukaryota; Metazoa; Chordata; Actinopteri; Cyprinodontiformes; Cyprinodontidae. Gene Ontology annotation, molecular function: chromatin binding; protein binding.
AAAACUGGGGUUAUUUUCCAGGUUGUUGUAGUUCUAGUAAGUUAAGUCCAGGCUCACACAAACUAGUCCAGUCCUCUAAAUUCAUCCAACAGGGCGGAGCGUUCAUGCACACAUUCACCUAUCAGAUUGCCCCAAAUCUAAAAAAAACCCAAACAUUUGUCAGUGAAAGCCCCCAACCUGCUAACAGAACAGAAGCAGUUAUCCUUUGGUGGGUUGGGCUGUUCUUUGUUUCUCUGUCUCAUUGUUAGCAUGUUUUACCACCCGGUUGUCUUAAACCGUCGCUCAGGAUGUUUCUCUACGAUCUGGCUGGUUGCCACAAAAGGCAUCAAAGUCCCUCGCAGGGAUUUACUGAGAGUAGAUGUGACAAGGACUUGCAAUGACAUCAUGAACUACGUGCUGGGGCUGGUCAACCCUCCUCAGCCAGGUCUGCCCCGACCUCGCUUCUCCCUCUACCUCUCCUCUCAGCUGCAGUACGGCGUCAUCCUGGUCUACCACAGACAGUGUGCCAUCUUUCUAGAUGAGCUUCAGUUUAUGAAGGACCGGCUACUAAAACAAUGGAGCAUCACUAAAAUUGAUUUGGAAGACCACAGCAGGCAAAGAGUAGACCUGCCUGAUCCUCUGUCUGUGAUGGAGGACACUGAAGGAGCUCCAGACCCUUUAUUUGGCGAGAUGCUUCUCCACAAUGUCGUCCCCAGUCCCAGCUCACUGAUUCAGAUGAGUAAGGAAUACCUGAGAGGAGCUUCUCCUGAGCUUCCAUUGGGCAGCUCAUCUGCUUCUCUUUCACCAGACGUGCAAACUGGCAUCACUGCAUCACCAGAAAGCAUCACUCUGAGAGAGGCUGAGCCCGUUCCUGCCCCGGCUGCAGAGUUUGAGGGGGAGGAUUUUGCUGGCCACCUUGCACAAACGAUCAAUAUGCUGUUGGACCAACCCGAUGACUUUCCAGGAAGUUUGGAGCUACCAGAAGAAGAGAUGAGAGGGCAGGAGAAAGAACAGACUAAGGAAAUGACAGGAUCCACUGCAGAACUGCAGCCAACCACUGUCUCCAGUGAGGGUCCUGAGCUGCUGGCCCCGGAGCAGCAGGGUCCCCCCAAAGACCAGCUCACCCCGGUCUCUGCUUCUAGGCCCCCCUCGCCGCCCUCCGCAGCCGAGGGCCCGCUCAGGAGCCCCGAGUUAGAGGAGGCCCAAAUAGAGGUGAGAAGGAAGAAAAGAAGGAGGCAGCUGGUUUUCUUCGAUGCAGAGACGCAGCUCUCGGAGGAGGAGCUGCAGCGGCAGAUAGACGACCCUCUAACAGAGACCACAUCCCCUCCCCUUCACCUGCUUCCCUCUCAUAGGGUCGUACCUCCAGCAGAGCUACUCAACAAUCCCUGCAGCUUUUUGCCCAAGGAGAUUGAGGCUCUAUGGAGACAGGCUGCCACUAUAACAGAGCUGCUGGACACUGACCUCCAGGUCGGGGAGACCGGACCCGAGUCCACCGACUCCGAGAAGGAAAGAGAGCGGGAGAUGAUGGAAGUGGCCGAAAGAGAGGAGCAGAGACUCAGAGAGACUAGCACAGAGGUCCAGGAAGCAAUGAUGAAGUCGGACAUGUUGGGUACUUCAGCUGACGAUGCUUUGCCUCUGGAGGUGUCGGACCAAAGGGAGAAGUCUCGAGAGAUUUCUCCUCUGCACACAUCAGAGAGAGAAGGGUCCUCUAUCUCCACUGCAUUACCUGAUAUCCAAGAGGCGGAAGAGGAGAUGACUGAAAUGAGUUUGUUGCCAGAGUUGUUGGAGCAUGCAGAGGAGCCCAUUCUUUUUCACUCACUUUUACCGCCUGGGGUGAACCGCACAGGUGUCAGCAACCUUUUUCACAGUCUGCUGGAGAAUGUUUCCUCCAGGAGGAUUCGUGCUGAGCAGGAAGAGCCUUAUGGAGCCAUCCUAAUCUACGCUGGAAGCAGCUAUGAAGAGACCAAUCUGCCUUUGUAAUCUGCUCACAGUUUGAAGUAACACAGGGUUCACUUUUUACACAAUCAUUCUGUAUUCAAAUAAUAUACAAGAAUAAAGUUUUAAUAGUUGCAUGGCUUUCAAUUAAACUCUAUAUUAUGUAUUAUUGAAAUAAUGCAUAUUUCUGUUUAGAAGCCUUUGUUUUAAAGCUUUAGAAAAGAAAAGUUUGCAUUUUUUUUUCCUUAUUCGGAUGUUCCUCAAGAUGAAUUCUGCAAUUGGAUUUUUGUUAAAGAGUUGAUAUUUCUAAUAAACGUGUAUUUCAGUAAAAAAAACCUCUAUACUGUGUUCCUUUAAGAAAUCAAACCUUUUCUGUGAAAUCGUGUUGAUCAUUAGGAAUGCGUGGCGGGGGGGUUAGGAGUUACAGGCCUCAGAGCGGAGCGAUACUUGAUCUGU